This is a messenger RNA of Diprion similis, 2620 nucleotides long. It is a transcript of the gene Rpn1, whose product is annotated as dolichyl-diphosphooligosaccharide--protein glycosyltransferase subunit 1. Gene Ontology annotation, cellular component: membrane; oligosaccharyltransferase complex. Lineage: Eukaryota; Metazoa; Arthropoda; Insecta; Hymenoptera; Diprionidae. The record is from RefSeq and is a predicted model, not a curated record. The coding region runs from base 151 to 1965 and encodes 604 amino acids. The transcript has a single exon.
UCCAUGGCUGCGUUCACGUCAGGCUUUAUCGCGAAGUGAAAGAGCGCUAGCGGCUAGCCGGCGAAAACGCGUGGGCCACGUCUCGUCGUCACGUCGACAGUUGUCGACAAGUUGAGUUGCUCGUGUACUGUGAUAAAUAUCGAUGAAAAUAUGGCUCGAAGAAUGAUUCGUGGGUUUAUUAUACUAUUAUCGGUAUGCUGUAUAGUUUCGGCAAGCUUUGAAACCAUAAACGAAGAUUUGGUUGUAAAAAAUGUCGAGCGAAGUAUCGAUCUGCAGUCUCAACUUACGAAGAUCGUCAACAAAUUGACUAUAGAAAACACUGGGAAAAGUCCGGUAAAAAGCCUGCUAUUUGCAAUUGAACAAAAACGUAAAGAUAGCUUAAGCUACAUCGCCGCCCAAACACGUGACACAAGCAGAAGCACACUUAAAAUUUCGGAAACCAAGGUACAAAACCAUCCUGACAAACUUUUCUACAAGAUUGACCUCAAGGAUGCCCUGAGCCCCGGACGCUCGUUAGCGAUCGAAGUAGAGACUGUAUCCAGCAACGAGCUUGUUCCCCAUCCAAAAGAAAUCAACCAGAAAGAAAAACAGCUUGUACGUUACUUUGGCAAUGUGUACUUCUAUUCCCCGUAUACUGUCACAAAGCAGACUUCUGUCGUCACCCUGCCAUCUCGCAACGUUGAAAACUAUACUAAAUUCAAGCCUGUCGUUCAGAGCGAUACGACAAUAACGUACGGCCCAUAUGAGAAAAUAACUCCUUUUUCGGUUGAAGACUUAAUAGUUCACUUUGAAAACAAUAACAAGUUUUUAACGAUAAAAAAACUUGAACGAGUGAUUGAAAUUUCGCAUUGGGGAAAUAUUGCGAUUGAAGAAACGAUAGAUUUGUACCACACCGGAGCGUUACUCAAGGGAUCAUUUUCAAGAUAUGAAUAUGCCAGGGAAUCUAAAUCUGGCCAGUCCAGCGUCCAGAAUUUCAAUACCGUUUUACCAGCUGCGGCGUCUGAUGUUUAUUACCGUGAUGAAAUCGGGAACAUUUCUACAUCCCAUAUGAGGAUAAGAAAAGAUGCAGUUGAACUGAACCUCAGACCACGAUUUCCACUCUUCGGCGGAUGGAAGACUCAUUACGUUAUCGGAUACAAUGUGCCCAGCUACGAGUAUCUCUUCAACUCUGGAGAUGAGUAUUUGCUCAGAAUGAGACUUUUGGACCAUGUAUUUGAUGAUAUGGUCGUCGAGGAACUUGUGACCAAAAUUAUUUUGCCAGAAGGUUCUCACAGUGUGAAACUAAACGCUCCGUACAGCGUUACUCGCCUGCCGGACACCCUGCACUACACUUAUUUGGACACGAAAGGUCGCCCAGUAAUAACGAUCACAAAAAAUAAUUUGGUUGAAAAUCACAUCCAAGACUUUCAACUGAGGUACACAUUCCCGCGGCUUUUGAUGCUGCAGGAACCUUUAUUGGUUGUUAUUGCCCUAUACCUGCUAUUCUUACUGGUCAUUGUGUACGUCCGCUUGGAUUUUUCAAUCAACAAAGACGAGGUUUCAGAGAGUAAAUUAAGAAUUGCUGGUCGAUGUGAAAAGAUAUUAGCAGCUCAGGAUCGAAGAGUUAACUCUUAUAAUGAUUUAGAUGACCAAUUGUCCGAGCUUAAGGCAAAUAAAAAUACCAACACUUUCCAAGCAGCUGUUAAGAGUAUUAAUCAAGAAUACAAAACCGCGACCAAUACCAUUUCUGAAUUGAGCUUGAAACUGAAAGGAGAGUCUGGAGAUGUUUAUGAACGUAUUCAAGAAUUACAAAAACUGGAUAAAGCUCUGAAGGAGCUUUAUAAUCAGCAGCAAGCGUUGUAUUUCGACAAACUGAUCCCGGGUAAAAUUGGUAGACAGCCGUUUGUAGAUGCGGAAUCUGUAAUCAUUAAGAAAAAGGAAGAGACUGUGGAAAAAAUAAACUCAAUAGUAAAGUCUUUGCAAUAGAUUUUGGGAAAAAAUGAAACAAAAGUAAUCAUUUUUUUUUCCUUUUUCUAUACCAUUCCCAAAUCUUACGUCUGGAAAAAUGACUACAAUGAGUAGACAUCAAUCCAGCUGGUCUUCGAACUAUUUUAUAAAAAAGAUAUCAAGGGGAAUCAAACAGCGUUUUAUUGCCCAGACCGUACCAGUUUGAUAUUCAUUGGUAUUUAUUAUUCAGGCUCUAUCUAAUUUCUACUACCAAUGAAAAUCAGGAUGGUGUCUCUGGUAAACAGUCCUGUCUUUUAGAGAGUGCCUAAUGUUGAGAUUUUGAGGGUACUUCAAAUUCGUAAUUGCUAGUAUUGUAAGCAUGUUUUCUAUGUACUCACUUUUUCGUUUUGUGGUAAAUCAUUGAUCAGCUCUUCUUCAUCAGUAUCAAGAUGGCUACGAAGAUACUUACAUCUGACGAUUUGUACAUCUGCAAUGUUAAUUAUUAUGUAUCAAACAGUUCACACAUCACAAAUGGUAAAUACAAAUGAAUUUGUGAGAAGCAGAAUGUAAGUUUUUUUGAACAUAUACGUUCCUUUUCGGCUGUAAUUCCCGUAACAAGGAAAUUAAAGAAACCAUACCAACACUUUGUAUUUCGAAUCCUUUUGAAUAUGUAGUAAUAAACUCAUAAUUUACA